UCUCUCUCUCUCUCCCUCCAGUGGUGAAGCUGUUAAGUUUAGCAGUAGCGUGAUUGUGCAUGUGCAGCGUGUGUUUAUAAAGUUGUUGAGGAAUGGCUGAACUGAGAAGAGGUCCUGGUGUUAAUGUUCAGAACUUCCACUUGAAGGACUUGAUCUCUAUUCCAGCACAACUUUAAAAAACUAGUUGUGAGUUAUUAUGACGUCAGAAGGGAAACAUGCAGACGCCAUGCAGGACCCUCUGUUCAUUCUGGAAAGCGAGGAAGCGUACAGAAAUCCCACCGAAGUGAAGAUGAGUCAGAUUGUGCUGCCGUGCCACGCCAAUCACUGUGGAGAGCUGAGUGUCGGACAGUUGCUGAAGUGGAUGGACUCCACGGCCUGCUUGUCUGCUGAGAGACAUGCAGGUUGUUCCUGUAUCACUGCGUCUGUGGACGACAUCCAUUUUGAACACACCAUUGGGGUGGGAAAGGUAGUCAACAUCAUAGCAAAGGUCAACAGAGCCUUCACGUCCAGUAUGGAGGUGGGUAUCUUGGUGAAUUGUGAGGACCUUUACAAUGGCAAGCAGUGGAAGGUUUGCCAUGCCUUCGCUACCUUUGUCGCCAGACGAACUGAAGCUGGGAAGGUACAGCUGAAGCAGGCGCUUCCUCGCACACAAAUGGAGCAGAUGGAGUACAGCCUGGCGGCAGAGCGCAGGAGGAUGAGGCUCAUCCACGCUGAGAUCAUUACAGACCUACUGAGCAGCAGCACAGCUCAGCUGGGAGAAUGCCAGGAGUACAAGGGCGCCGUGCCGGCUGAGCGGACACGAGUGGAGAGUGUGGAGCUGGUGCUACCGCCGCACGCCAACCACCAAGUCAGCACCUUCGGGGGCCAGAUCAUGGCCUGGAUGGAGAACGUGGCUACAAUUGCAGCAAGUCGCUUGUGUAACGCUCACCCGACCCUGAGGAGCAUAGACAUGUUCCAUUUCCGUGGCCCGUCUCACAUCGGUGACCGACUUGUGCUGAAAGCCAUCGUUAACAACUCCUUCAAGCACAGCAUGGAGGUGGGAGUGUGUGCUGAGGCCUACAAGGGUGGAGAACCUCUGCGCCAUAUAAAUAGUGCUUUCAUGACCUUUGAGGUGCUGGACAGUGACAUGAAGCAGUGCACGCUACCACGGAUACGACCUGAGCCUGUGGAUGGGAAACGAAGAUAUCAAGAAGCUAUUGCCAGAAAGAAGAUUCGCCUUGAUAGGAAAUACAUUAUCCACUGCAAGCAAACGGAGGUGCCCGUCUCUGUGCCCUGGGAUCCGAGUAACCAGAUGUACCUGAGCUACAAUAAUGUAUCGGCCCUGAAACUAAUGGAUACCAGAAACAACUGGGUAUUAACUUCUGAGAAAAACAAGGUCAGACUGUACACGCUGGAGGAAAACCACAUGCUGUGUUUCAAGGUGGAGAUGCACGUCAGCGUACCGGCGGAGCAGACCUUCCACCUCCUGUCAGACCUGAGGAGGAGGCAGGAGUGGGACCACCACUAUGAGGAGUGUGACCUGAUCAACCAAGCAGAUGAGGAAGACACCCUUUAUCGCGUGGCCACACCGUCUGUCACUAAAGGAGGCAAAGGUCUGGACUUUAUCUUGCUGGCAUCCAGGAGGAAGCCAUGUGACUCCAGAGACCCGUAUCUGAUCGCUCUGCGUUCUGUCACUUUGCCCACUCACCCUCCCACCGAUGACUUCACCAGAGGAGAGGUGCUCUGUGCUGGCUUCACAAUCUGGGAAGAGUCCAGCGCCAUCACCAAGAUCACCUACUACAACCAGGCCACGCCGGGUGUCCUCCCCUACAUCUCCACAGACAUCGCCGGCCUCUCCUCCAGUUUUUCCAGCACCUUUUCUGCCUGUAGUCACUUCCUGGAGGCCAACAAGGACAGCCUGGCUGCUCUGCCGCCCUCUGCACUGUGACACAACACCGCCGCCAUGGUCUCCCUGCAAGAGGAGCAGAAGGAAGGAUUAGGAUCAUCUCACUGUCUUCAUCCCAAUUUCACCUCUGUUGUGGAGAUGCUCUUCAAGAGCCCAUAGUUGAAUGUAAGUGUCUCACCCUGAGAUUAUAAGCGUCUUUGCAAUGGAUUUGUAGUUUCUUUCAAGUCUUUAAACCUCAAUUCUCACUGUGUGUUCAUUCUUAAAAUGAGAGAAAUUUCUUUUAAUAAGGAUAACAAUAUACCGUUUUUUUUUUAUAAAGAACUUGCUACAUGUUUUCAGCAAGAUUAAUAGGCAUGAGGCAAGAGUGCACAAUGUGUUUGAGUCUUUCUUGGAUUGUAAGCCUCUUAAGUUUUAUUAGAGCUAAUAUAUUAUGGAACACUCUCUGUGCUACACUAAUUUAUAGCUCAACGAAUCACAUUUUGGUACACAGGUUUAUAGAUCAAUUAAUCACAUUUUGGUACAUAGGUUUAAAGAUCAAUUAAUCACAUUUUGGUACAUGGGUUUAAAGAUCAAUUAAUCACAUUUUGGUACAUAGGUUUACGUAUUUAACACAAUCUAUUUUCUUGAGACAGCCAUGCUUUUAAUGGUAUUGCCAGUGUUUUUAGUCAAAGCUGAGAUGUUUCAGCCUCUUUUGUUAUAGUUUAUUUUCUACCUCCUAAAUACAGUUUUUAAACUAUUUUGAUUGAGACUUUAAAGUGUAAAGAUGCCGUUUUGUUUUGAGACAACGCUGUAUAGGUUUAGAGGACAACUCUUGCACUGAUUGUAUGAUAUGUUGACAUUCAAUGGCCAAGUAUCUCACAUGUCGAGCUGUUUUGAUUUUAACUGAAACAAUAAACACAAUGACCAGUGGAUUGUGCUCAUUUCA
This is a messenger RNA of Sebastes umbrosus (honeycomb rockfish), 2810 nucleotides long. RefSeq names its product acyl-CoA thioesterase 11b (gene acot11b). Lineage: Eukaryota; Metazoa; Chordata; Actinopteri; Perciformes; Sebastidae. The transcript has 16 exons. The record is from RefSeq and is a predicted model, not a curated record. Bases 197 to 1927 code for a protein of 576 amino acids. Gene Ontology annotation, molecular function: thiolester hydrolase activity; lipid binding. Gene Ontology annotation, cellular component: extracellular exosome.